Amoebophrya sp. A25 is the source of this 1077-nucleotide messenger RNA. The record is from the annotation of a GenBank genome assembly. NCBI's taxonomy places the organism in Eukaryota, Dinophyceae, Syndiniales, Amoebophryaceae.
UGGAUUGCCGUAGCUGAAGCCAUUCGAGAAUCCUUGUAUGAUGACAAGAACGAGAUCGGCGAUCCAGAACGUACUUGGGGACCCAAGUAUAUCCGUAACUGUGUGCAUAGUUGUCUUACUUAUUGUAAGCACACGGACACAGGCGGUUUGGAAGGAGCAACAAUGCGUUUUGCGCCUGAGAGCACCGAAGCGCACAAUCGGGGAUUGCCAGCGGCUCAUAGAAGGUUAGACCGUAUGGUGAAGCGUAAAUUUCCUUGGAUAUCCUAUUCGGAUUUGUUCGCUGUGUCAGCCUGUGUAGCGAUUGAGUGUGCCGGUGGCCCGGCGAUUCCGCUAGCUGUGGGCCGCUUAGACUCUGACGGCCGUUAUUUAGUCCUCCCAGGUGGGGGAGAGUUAGGACAAGAGGAGAACAACACGAAAGUCGUGAAGCCACCAAUUCAGCCUGGGCGUUUGCCCUAUGCCGAAUACGGUGAGUACGAGGAUGAAGCGUCCGAAUUAGUCUUAAUCACCAGUCAGAUGCGCAAGAAGUUGAUCGACCGCGUUGGAUUGACAGAUCAGAUGCUUGUAUGUCUGAUUUGCGGUGGUCACGCCUUUGGACGCUGUCAUAAGGAAGUUUCUGGGUAUAGGGGACCGUGGCAAGCGACGCCUGGAGUUUUUAACAACUCUAUGGCCAAAAAUUUACUGAACGAAAAAUGGAGACUGGUCAAUAGUCAGGGUGUGUGCAUCGGCGGGGGCGAGGGUCAUGAGGUUGCUGGAGGUGAAAAAACGGAGGAAGCUGAAAAGCAGCAAGCCACUAGUGCUCCGGAGGAAGGCUGCCCUUUCCUCAAGAUGCUCAACACAUCGACUACUUCUUCUACAGAACAAGAUCAAGACCUAUCUUCUCCAGGAAAUUCUCCCGUGUGUCCUCAUGGCAUCCGCCGUCAAUAUGUCAAUGACAACGAGGACAUGAUGAUGUUGAUGAGCGACAUGUGCUUAUUGCGAACGCCAACGUGGCGAAAAUGGCUCCAAAUCUACGCCGAAGAUGAGCAGCGCUUUCGAGAGGAUUUCGCAAUCUUUUUCAAACAAGCCUUAGAAUUGGGC